AUGUAUCGGCAGAUACGAGUUGCUUUGUGUCACACACCAUUUCAACGAAUUUUCUGGCGGAACAGCCCCACUGAAUGUCUUCGUAUUCUGGAGCUGCUAACAGUUACGUACGGGACAGCUUCGGCCCCAUUCCUCGCCACCAGAUGCCUUAAUCAAUUGUGCUACGAUGAGGGUGACCGAUUUCCGAUUGCGUCUAGAAUCAUUCUCGAAGAUUGUUAUGUCGAUGACAUCCUUUCCAGAGCCGAGAGCGUGGAAGAGGCCAUAGAAGCUCAGCACCAACUGCAAGAAUUACUCCAACUUGGUGGAUUUCCUGUUCACAAGUGGAGCUCAAAUCGUCCGGAAGUGUUAACCCAAAUUCCGGAAGAAAAUCGAGAGAAAUGCCAGAUCGUACUUGCUUGGCUAUGCAAGCCACUGACAUCUCUUCAAGUGUUUGUUCGAAACCGAGUUGCUGAGAUCACCACUAGAACCAAGAACUUCACCUGGAAGUAUAUUUCCACCAAGGAAAACCCCGCCGAUAUUGUGUCGAGAGGAUCGCUUCCAAACUCUCUGAUUUCUAACGAGUUGUGGUGGAAGGGUCCGCCUUUCCUGCGAUUAAUCAAUUUCGAAACUCAACCACCUGUUCAAUUACCUGAUGAAGAUUUACCCGAGCUGAAAUUGACUGCCUAUGUGUCUGCUGUCACCUAUAAUGCUGAUAAUCUUCCUGUAUUCUCUAAGUUCACUUCAUUUCGGAAACUGCAGAGGAUGAUCGCAUAUGUCCUGCGUUUUAUCUCUAAUUGCAGAAUCAAGGACCCUGAGCUCCGUAAACUGAAAUGCCACUUGACUGUACCCGAAUUACGCGAAUCGUUGAUUGUGAUCGUCAAGGUGAUUCAACAUGAACGUUUGGCUGACGAGAUAAACCGCAUAAAGAAUAAGCAGUCAUGCAAGAGACUUGCAUUACUGCAUCCCGUUUACCAGGACGGACUGCUAAGAGUAGGUGGAAGACUGGACAAUUCACCUAUAUCAACCAUGGCCAAACAUCCGUAUAUUUUGCCAAGUCAUCCGAUUGUCGACCUUCUGAUACGAGCAUACCAUCAGGAGAACCUGCAUGUUGGGCCAUCUAGUUUACUAGCGAUUCUUCGAGGACGGUUCUGGCCGAUAAAUGGCAAAUCAGCUGUGAGGAAAAUUACCAGGAGCUGUGUCACUUGCUUUCGUGUGAACCCAGUGAAAGAAAGUCAGCAAAUGGGAAAUUUGCCAUCAUUCCGCGUGACACCCGCUUAUACUUUUGAAGUGACUGGUGUGGAUUACGCGGGUCCUGUUUAUGUAAAGCAAGGCGAACGAAGACCGGUUGUAGAGAAGGCAUACAUUGCUGUAUUUGUGUGUAUGGUUACCCGGGCUGUGCACUUGGAAUUAGUGUCAGACAUGACCACCUCCGCGUUUAUUGGCGCAUUGCAACGGCUCACGAGUCGUAGGGGUGUACCACGAGAAAUGCACUCUGAUAAUGGAUCAAACUUCCGAGGCGCCAAGGCGGAACUGAAUGAGCUGUUCAAACUGUUCCGGUCUCAAACUGCGGUUGAUCAAAUAGAAGGUUUUUGUCAGCCAAAGGAAAUCAUCUGGUCCUUUAUUACACCUGAGGCACCACACUUUUUUGGUCUGUGGGAGGCGGCCGUCAAAAGCGCAAAAUAUCACUUGGAACGUACGCUGAAGGAUGCUCGCUAG
This is a messenger RNA of Wyeomyia smithii (pitcher-plant mosquito), 1695 nucleotides long. RefSeq lists its product as uncharacterized. Gene Ontology annotation, biological process: DNA integration. The coding region runs from base 1 to 1695 and encodes 564 amino acids. Gene Ontology annotation, molecular function: nucleic acid binding. Lineage: Eukaryota; Metazoa; Arthropoda; Insecta; Diptera; Culicidae. The transcript is spliced from 2 exons. The record is from RefSeq and is a predicted model, not a curated record.